AUGAUGUGGAAUAUUACAAGGGAUGAUGGCGAUUUUCUAGUUUAUUUUCCAUCGAGAUUAGUUAAUCAUGAUUGUGAAAUUCUUUCAAGAAAAUUAUUCUUGAAAUCGAAUAAUGAUGAAUACAGAGAUGAGGAUGAAAUGAUCUUGAUUCAUGGAUACAAACAGGGAACAGACAAUUUAAUAAUAUUUUCAAAAGAAUUGGUUGAUAAGACAAGACAAGUUAACGAAACAAUUCACAUUUCUCAAAUCAUUGAUUUAAAACUAGCUCAUUUAGAUUCUUCACACAGUAUUUUACGAAAGAUAUUAUUGAAGAUGUGGGAAAACUCUCCUCACAAGAGGUUGUAUCAGUCAUUGGAUAUGAUCGUAAAGCAGGAAAUUACCUAUCCUAAUAAGAAAUUAACUUUUCAAGUUAUGCAAUUGAAUAGAAUGCAAAAGAAGAUAGUUUUAGAUUUUCCAGAAGUAGGACUCCACUCAGCACAAGUCAACCUUCAGGUUAGACCAUUCAAAAUCAGCUAUGUAUUUUCAAAUCAAAGUCUGUGGAUCUCAUUUAAAAUCUUAAUCAGAGAAUUGAUAAUUGUUGCCAUGAUGCUCAUUUACAUUUGGUUUAGAACUAAAUUAUCUUGGAAUGGAAAUUCUUAUUCAUGGUUCGAAUGUACUAUUCGAUCUAUUCAGGCUCUUUAUGUGAAUUCUGAUUUUUCCUUCCUUUCAGUGAUACAAAUGAUAUUCUACGCCAUGGUUUAUUUGUUCAUUUUUAUUUUCGGAGGAAAAUAUGAACGUGCAAUCUCUACAAUUAGUAUGGGGUAUUUUUUCAUAGCUCAGGCACAUCUUGGACUAUUGGAGGAAUCACAAUCUAACAUUGUACAAGUUGUGAAUGCUUCGUUUGAGCUUAUUCAUAUUACACAUUUGGCUAAAUUGCUGGUACAAAACAUACAGGGAGGGAUAGUUAAAAGAUGCAGGUUUUGGAUCAAGUCUGUUUUGGAUAAAUUUUGGCAUGCAUCUGAAUAG
Messenger RNA from Naegleria gruberi, 1005 nucleotides. RefSeq lists its product as uncharacterized. The record is from RefSeq and is a predicted model, not a curated record. The coding region runs from base 1 to 1005 and encodes 334 amino acids. Lineage: Eukaryota; Heterolobosea; Eutetramitea; Acrasida; Naegleriidae. The transcript has a single exon.